Anolis carolinensis (green anole) is the source of this 5353-nucleotide messenger RNA. Its product is annotated as kelch-like protein 22. Gene Ontology annotation, cellular component: mitotic spindle; polar microtubule; nucleus. The record is from RefSeq and is a predicted model, not a curated record. NCBI's taxonomy places the organism in Eukaryota, Metazoa, Chordata, Lepidosauria, Squamata, Anolidae. The transcript is spliced from 7 exons. Gene Ontology annotation, molecular function: protein binding. The coding region runs from base 349 to 2256 and encodes 635 amino acids. Gene Ontology annotation, biological process: positive regulation of TORC1 signaling; protein monoubiquitination; proteasome-mediated ubiquitin-dependent protein catabolic process.
GGAUAAUGUGUGUGUGCGCGCGCAGAGACUCGUUGCGCAUGCGUAUAAAAGGCCCACAGCUCUGGGCAGGAAUCCAUAGGUAAACAGAAAGCAGGAAGCGGAAGUCAAGGGAACAGGGAGAUUUGGGGAGGCUUCUAGGAAUUUGCUCUUAUUUCUCAGUCAUGACCGGGACGUAUGGGAUGCAGGCUAGACUAGGUCAUGGCCUAGACUUUGGGAUCGAGUCGUAAACUUCUGUGUCGCAGUGUAAUCUUCUGGAUCAAGACCUAUGAUUUCUAGGUCAUGAUAUAUGAUUUCUUAGUCGCAAUCUAGGCUUCUAGGUUGCAACCUCUGAUUUCUGGGGCACCCGCAAUGGCGAAGUAUUGUUCCAACCCUCCCUUCCGGAGCCCCUUCCAUCCAACCCCCAAGGAGUCUUCCGGCCGGACCUAUCGCAGCGCCCAUCACUCCCAGUCUCUGCUCAGUGGCCUGGGGGCCCUCCGGGACAGGGGCGUCCUCUUCGAUGUCAUUCUGAGGGUCGAAGGGCAGCCUCUCCAGGCCCAUCGCAUUCUUCUGGCUGCCUCCUGCGACUAUUUCAGGGGAAUGUUUACUAGCGGUUUGAAGGAAAUGGACCAGAAGGAGGUCCAGAUACAGGGAAUCUCGUACAACGCCAUGCGCCGGAUCCUUGACUUCAUCUACACUUCGGAACUGGAAAUCGGACUGAAUAGUGUGGAGGAGAUACUGUCCGCGGCAUGCCAACUUCAGAUCCUGGAGGCGAUCCGCUUCUGCUGCGACUUCCUGGCCUCCUGGGUGGAUGCCGAGAACCUCCUGGAGGCCUACCGCCUGGCUGACCUCUUUGGCUUGGGCCGCCUGGCCGAGCAGCUGGAUGCCUUCGUCCUCAAGAACUUUGUGUCCUUCUCCCGCACCCCCGCCUACCGCCAUCUCCCUUUGGAGAAGCUUUACGCACUCCUGGAAAGCAAUGCCCUGCAGGUUCGCUCCGAGAAUGAAGCCUACGAGGGGGCCCUCCUCUACCACUUUGACGCCGAGCAACUCGAGGGUGACGACCUCUCCUUAACAGAGUCCCCAAAGCUUUUGGAGACCGUCCGCUUCCCGUUAAUGGAGGCUCAUGUCCUGCAGAGGCUCCAUGAUAAGCUCGGCCCGUGUCCGUUGAAGGAGACCGUAGCGCAAGCUCUGGCCUACCAUGAGAACGAAGCCUUCCAGCCCGUUCUGCAAGGGCCACGGACACAGAUCCGGUCACGCUUUCGCUGUGUGGCAGGCUUCGGCGGGAGGCACGAACCCCCCUUGGCAGACCUCAGCAGCCAAGCCUGGUUUCUGAACCCCUUCCUGAAGGGCUGGAGGCACCUCACCUUCGCCCAAGCACCUCUAAUGUCCAACCAAGGGGUGGCCGUCUACAAUGACUUUGUCUACCUCAUCGGAGGGGACAACAACGUGCAGGGCUUCGGAGCAGAGGCCCGGUGCUUGCGGUAUGACCCUCGUCACAAUCGGUGGUUCCAGAUCCAGUCCCUGCAGCAAGAGCAUGCCGACAUGGCCGUCUGUGUCUUGGGCGAACACAUCUAUGCAGUAGCUGGACGCAACUACCACGAAGACCUGCGCGAGGUGGAGCGCUACGACCCCCGGACGAACACCUGGGAGUACGUGGCGCCCCUCCAGAAGGAGGUUUUUGCCCACGCUGGGGCCGCCUUGGAUGGGAAGAUGUACAUCGCUUGCGGGAGGCGGGAAGAGGAGUUCCUCAAGGAGUUCCAGUGCUACGACCCCGGGACGAAUUGCUGGGCCACUCUACCUGAUAGCCCCUUCCGGCGCGCCUGGCACGGCAUGGUGGCCUUGCUGGGGAAGCUUUAUGUCAUUGGUGGGAGCAAUACCGAUUGUGGCUUCCGGCAGGAUGUCCUCGAGGUGUCCUGCUACUCCCCGAACUCAGCGCAAUGGACGAUGGUGUCCCCUCUUCCAGCUGGACACGGUGAACUGGGCAUCGCAGCCCUCGACCACCGCAUCUAUGUCUUAGGAGGCCGGUCCCACAACCACGGCCGCCUCUCGGCUGGUGUCCACAUUUACGACGCCCACCAGGACCGAUGGGGCGACGGUCCCUCUCUGGAGAACAGCAUUUCGGGGGUGGCAGCCUGUGUCCUUACUGUGCCCCAGUCGGUGAUCCUCGACGUCGAGCGGCGGCCCCCAGAAAGAUGCCGGAGCGACAGCGGAGGGGACCUAUCUCCUGAGGACAUGAGCGCCUUAGACUGGGAAGAUCUUGAGCUGAGUGACGAGAACUAAGAGACUUCUCUCUUGCAAUUUCUACGUGGUUGGGUUUUUCCAGGGGUACUGUUCCCCCAAAAUGCAUGCAUUGUUUGGAGACCCCAGGAAUGGAGAGGAAGGGGCCCUGGAGUCAGUGGGGAAGGAAUAGAAUCCUAUACGAACGAACCCCAAUAUCAAUGACUUCCCUCCCUCCCUCAGCCCUCCCCCUCAAACAAACAAAUAAACACAUUGAAACAAACCCCAAUAUCAGUGACCCCUCCCUCUCGCCCCCUUCCCUCAAAAAACUCCUCUCAGCUUCCCAAAGCCCUCCGCUCACCCUCCAAUAAAGAGAAAAGAAAACCUAUACAAACCCCAAUAUUUGGGUUGCUAUGAGUUUUCUGGGCUGUAGGUCCAUGUUCCAGAAGCAUUCUCUCCUGACAUUUCACCCACAUCCAUGAUAGGCGUCCUCAAAGGUUGUGGGGCCAGUUGGAAACUAGGCAAGUGGGUUUUAUAUAAUAAUAAUAAUAAUAAUAAUAAUAAUAAUAAUAAUAAUAAUAAUAAUAAUAAUAAUAAUAAUAACAACAACAACAACAACAACUUUAUUUUUAUACCCCGCCUCUAUCUCCCCAAAGGGGACUCAGGGCGGCUUACAUGGGGCCAAGCCCGAAUAAAAACAAUAGCAAUAUAAAACAUAACAAUAGACAAGAGACAUGCACAGUUAUAAAAAUUUAAACAUUAGCCAAUAAAAACAAAUGACAAGAACUAAUAAAAACGGAUUAAAACGGAGAGGUUGUAAAAGUUGAAUGGGUAAGGUGCACCAUAUAAAUAUUGUAAACACAAGGUGACUGAUAAAGUGCUACAAAUUCUUGGAAGUGCAAAUUGGGAUGGGAGUAGACCCUGUGUCUUUAUCAAGUUGACAAAGGUAAAAAGUGCAAUCUGUGGAAUGUCCAGGGUGGGAGAAAGAACUCUUGUCUGUUGGAAGCAAGUGUGAAUGUUGCAAUUGGCUACUUUGAUUAGCAUUGAAAAGCCUUGCAUUUUCAAGGCCUGGCUACUUCCUGCCUGGAGGAAGGUGUUGGGAGGUGAUUAGCUGGCCCUGAUUGUUUCUUGUCUGGAUUCCCCUGCUUUUUGAGUGUUGUUUUUUAUUUACUGUCUUGAUUUUAGAGUUUUUAAAUACUGGUAGCCAGAUUUUGUUCAUUUUCAUGUUUCUGUUGACAUUGUCCACUUGACAAGUUUUUAACAGACUUCACAACCUCUGAGGUUGUCUCUCAACCUCUGAGCCUAUCAUGGAUGUGGGCGAAAUGUCAGGAGAGAAUGCUUCUGGAACAUGGCCCUACAGCCCAGAAAACUCGUAGCAACCCAGUGCUUCUAGCCAUGAAAGUCUUCGACAACACAAUCCCAUAUCAAUGCCCCCCUUUCUCUCACAAAAGAUUCUAGAGAUGUCUCCAUCUCCGAUUCCACAAGGAGCAAAGUGGCUGUGGUGCCAAACACAAGAGCAUUGAACUCAGACCUGAAAGGAACAAAGAAGAGGAAGAGGCGUCUAUUUCACUCUGCCAUUACUUCCAAGACCCAACCUGGCAGACCAUUACUCCCCAUCAACCGCUGCUCACCCUGCCUGCCUCGGGCACUCUUCCCGUCCUCAGAGGUGCUGGAGUCCACCAUCAUGAGGGAGUCAACCACUGGGAGGCAGGAGCGGUAAGAGUCUAGCGCCUAGAUCCAGGGAAGUCAUGCUACCCCUCUAUUCUAUUCUGCCUUGGUCAGACCACACCUGGAAUCACACUGUCCACUUCUGGGCACUGCAAUUGAAGGGAGAUGUUGACAAGCUGGAAUGUGUCCAGAGGAGGGCGACAAAGGAUCAAAGGUCUGGAAAACCAGUCCUGAGAGGAGCAACUUAAAGAGCUUGGCAUGUUUAGCCUGCAGAAGGCUGAGAGGAGACAUGAUGAGGACCAUGGAUCAAGAUGUGAGGGGAAGUCAUAGGGAGGAAGGAGCUGCCCUGGAGACUUGGACGCAGAACAAUGGCUUCAAACGACAGGAAAGAAUAUUCCACUUGAACAUUAGGAAGGAACUUUCUCACUGUAAGGAGAGCUGUUCAGCAGUGGAACUCUCUGCCCCAGAGUGUGAUGGAGACUCUUUCUUAGGAGGUUUUUUUAACAGACUGGAUGGCCAUCUGUUGGGGGGUGCUUUGAAUGUGAUUUUCCUGCUUCUUGGCAGGGGGUUGGACUGGAUGGCCCACAAGGUCUCUUCUAACUAGGAUUCUAUGAUUCUAUGUGUCUGAUAUGGUCACCUGCAUAAACCAGGCAUUGAGGUAGUUAGGAGGACCUGACGCAGCUCCUCCAUCAGCAUCCACAUGACAAUCCACCACCGCCUUAUUCUGAAGAAGACCCCAAAGACCCUGGGGCAGACGCCUGCCCACACCUGUUAUUUACUUAGGCCUCGUGACUCCCAAAUACCCAGAGGGUGAAAUGGCCUUUGGGUCCCUGGUGCAUAGAAACGUUCCCACUCAUAUUUCUGAUUCUUCCACAGAAGGAGACGAGUAAAGUUUGGAAAGGGAGAGAUCUAAUGCUGAGCCUUCCAAUACCUGCAGACGCCCCCGUCUUGGUUUUUGGACCUUAGAACUGAAUCACCUAGUAUCUGAUUAUACUUUUAAGAGUUCAUGUACUCUACACAUUAACUACCAAGCUUAAGGCAACCUGGGAUUUGUAGUUUGGUGGCAAGAUGACCUCUGGGCAGACCUUCUGAUGCUUUGGAUUUGAAAUGCCAGAAAUCUCAGCUAGAAUGGAAAAUACUUAUGGAUUCUGGGUCCAAAACAUCUGAAGAAUCCAAGCAUAAAAGUCAUUGUCUCCUGAAUGGCAAUAGAGGACCUCACCACACUACAAAUCCCACGAUCCCAUAACUGACUGUUAUGGGAGUUGCUUAUGGGAUCUUGAGAUUUGUACCACCAUAGCUGUGUAGUGUGAGCACAGGGUGUAUAUAAUAUACCAGGCAUGGGUAAACUUGAGCCCUCCAGGUGUUUUGGACUUCAAUUCCCACAAUUCCUAACAGCCUCAGGCCCCUUCCUUUUCCCCCUCAACUGCGUAAGCCUUGGGUGCUUCAGGGAAUGCGUCUUGCGAUAUUUGGAAUAAAAAGUCAUGCUUUUAAA